Messenger RNA from Endocarpon pusillum Z07020, 1548 nucleotides. RefSeq lists its product as uncharacterized. The record is from RefSeq and is a predicted model, not a curated record. The transcript has 2 exons. Gene Ontology annotation, molecular function: RNA binding. NCBI's taxonomy places the organism in Eukaryota, Fungi, Ascomycota, Eurotiomycetes, Verrucariales, Verrucariaceae. The coding region runs from base 1 to 1548 and encodes 515 amino acids.
AUGUCUAAAUCCAAGACGAAAAGUUCCAAGGGUGCCACGGCGCCUGAGAAUUCUGUCUUGAACAAGGUCAAAGACGCUGCUGUCACAAAACCAGCUCAGACACCAAAAGCAAAGAGCAAGGAAAUCGCAAAGCAAGUGGCCGCGAAAGAAGAGAAGAAGUCGAAGCAUAAGAAAGUCAAGGAGCCUACACCAGAACCGGAGUCUGACUCUGAAGAGUCUGCCAGCAGUGCUAGCGACGUGGCAAGCGAGAGUGAGAGCGAGUCUGAAGCAGAAGCGCCUGCUAAGAAGACCACCACAAAUGGAGAUGCCUCCGCGAGAGCUAAAGUAGCCCAAAAAGAUGAAGCUUCUGAUGCGGAUUCUGACUCUUCUGAAUCUUCCGACGAUGAGCCAGCUACCAGCGGCGUCCUAGGAACCGCUUCUGCUGUUACAGAAGCAGAUCAAGAGUCUGAUGAGGACAGUGAUGAGUCUGAAGUGGCUGCUGCGCCUGCAGCAGUUAACGGCAAAAGCAAGCCUGCGGCGGCGAGUUCAGAUGAAAGUGAAAGCAGUGACAGUGAUGAAGAAAGUGACGAUGAGCAACCUAAGACCGCCAAGAAGGCUCUCAGCGCUGAGCAAGGCACAAAGAAGUCCACCCCAGUCACUCCCCAAAAGGCGUCUGACGAGAACUCCAUUGAUUCUGAAGAUGAAGAGGACGAGGACAGUGAGGAGUCCAGCGACUCCAGCGAUGAUGAAGAGAUCGAACCAAAAAGAGCUACUUCAAAGCGCAAGGCUGAGGAAGAAGCGACUCCGGCUGCCAAAAAGGCGAAGGCUGGAGCUGACGCAAGUGGCGGUCAAGGCAAAAAUUUGUUUGUUGGUAGUCUAUCCUGGAACGUUGAUGAGCAAUGGCUCACAAGCGAGUUCGAAGAAUUUGGCGAACUCACUGGAGUGAGGAUCAUCACUGAUCGCGAUACUGGGCGUUCGAAGGGCUUCGGAUACGUUGAAUUUGUUAAUGCUGCAGAUGCGGCCGCAGCACACGCUGCCAAACAAGGCGCUGAUCUUGACGGGCGCAAAAUCAAUGUCGACUUUGCAACAUCUCGCACCUCGGGUGACCAGAAAGAUAGGACUCAAUCGCGUGCCAAAGCCUAUGGCGAUCAGACCAGUGAGCCGACAGACACCUUGUGGAUCGGCAAUAUCAGCUUUCAGGUCGACCAAGACCAACUCUCAACUGCAUUCCAAGACUAUGGCACAAUCCUGGGAGUGAGAUUACCUACGGACCGCGAGACUGGAGCCCUGAAAGGGUUCGGAUACGUAACAUACUCUUCCGCCGAUGAGGCAAAGGCUGCGAUGGAUGCCAUGCAAGGGGCUGAUCUUGCCGGUCGAUCUCUACGCCUCGAUUUUAGCCAACCCCGCCCGAACAAUGGGGACUCUCCGGCCCGGGGCGGUCGAGGUAGAGGACGUGGAGGCUUUAGCGAUCGUGGCAGAGGUGGUCGAGGAGGCGCACGCGGUGGACGUGGCGGCACCACCAAUCGUGGUGGCUUUGGUGAUUUCUCUGGCAAGAAGACAACCUUCUAG